Molecule: messenger RNA, 900 nt
Organism: Entamoeba dispar SAW760
Lineage: Eukaryota; Evosea; Mastigamoebida; Endamoebidae
Product: minor histocompatibility antigen H13, putative
Exons: 1
Coding region: 1-900 (299 amino acids)
Biological process (GO): membrane protein proteolysis
Cellular component (GO): cytoplasmic side of endoplasmic reticulum membrane; membrane; lumenal side of endoplasmic reticulum membrane
Molecular function (GO): aspartic endopeptidase activity, intramembrane cleaving
Source: RefSeq, a predicted model, not a curated record
AUGGAUUUAAAGAAUGCGGCAUCAAUGCCAGUAAUAGGAAGUCUUGUAUUAUUUGGAUUAUACGUUAUCAUUAAAUUCAUUUCUGCGGACUAUUUACAAUAUUUGUUAACACUUUAUUUUAUGUUUAUUGGGGCAGUUGGAAUAAGUGAAUUGUUUUCAUUUAUAUUUGAGAAAUAUGCAUCUCCAGAGAAGUUAGUUAUCAGUAUCCCAUACAUUAAUUAUAAAAUUGAAACAUCUAAAUCAGAAAUUCUUGGGACAGGAGUUGGAUUUAUAUUUUCAUUAAUAUGGGCUAUUACUCACCAUUGGAUCUUUAAUAACUUCCUUGCAUUUUGUUUAACAAUUGUUGCUAUUGGAGAACUUACAGCACCAUCAUUUAAAAUUGCGGCAAUUAUGUUAAUUGCACUUUUCUGCUAUGAUAUCUUUUGGGUAUUUGGAAGUGAAGUUAUGAUGACAGUAGCAACUCAUGUUGAUGGACCAAUCAAAUUUAUCUUCCCUAAGGAUGGACGAUUCAUCUUCACAGAGCAAGUUUCAAUUCUUGGACUUGGUGAUAUUGCUAUCCCAGGUAUUUUUAUUGCAUUAAUGAAAAGAAUAGAUACUUCUUUCAAUAACAAGAGUCAAUAUUUCAUGGUCUCUAUGGUUUCAUAUUUCAUUGGAUUAUUAAUUACAUUUGUCAUUAUGCACACAUUUGCACAUGGACAACCAGCAUUAUUAUAUCUUGUACCAGCAUUAUUAAUUGGAACUAUUUUCUAUGCAAUAUCUAGAAAAGAAUUAAAACAAGUAUAUGAUUAUCAUGAUCCUACUGAUGAGAAAGAAGAAAGUUCUGAAGAAGAAAAUGAAGAAAGUUCUGAAGAAGAAAAUGAAGAAAAAGAAGAAGAAAAAGAAGAAAAUAAAGAAGAUUAA